Lactuca sativa (garden lettuce) is the source of this 312-nucleotide messenger RNA. RefSeq lists its product as uncharacterized. The record is from RefSeq and is a predicted model, not a curated record. Gene Ontology annotation, molecular function: aspartic-type endopeptidase activity. NCBI's taxonomy places the organism in Eukaryota, Viridiplantae, Streptophyta, Magnoliopsida, Asterales, Asteraceae. Gene Ontology annotation, biological process: proteolysis.
AUGCCAAAAUACGCCAAGUUUCUCAAAGAGCUUCUAAAUAAUAGAAGGAAGAUGGAGGAAGUGAAGGAAGUAGUUCUUAAUGAGAAUUGCUCAGCAACCAUGUUAAACAAGCUACCGAAGAAGAAGGGUGACCCGGGAAGCUUAACUUUGCCUUGCCAAUUUGGGAAUUUGGCCACCAUUCCUGCUUUGGUUGAUUCGGGAGCAAGUGUGAAUCUCAUGCCUUAUUCAUUUUUCAAGAAAUUAGAUCUCCCGGAACCAAGGCCAAUUCGAAUAGCAAUACACUUAGCAAAUAAAACAGUCACAUUUCCAUGA